UGUGCCAACAACAACAUAAACAGAGAGAGAGAGGCAUAUGUAUGUACUAUGUAUGUUUCCAAGUUCCCAUAAAAUAACAAAUGUGAAACUCCUAUUUGGACGAACAAUAACAAAGAAGUUGUCUGUCUCCUCCAACGACAAUUUCUCUCACACUCUCUCACUCUAUCCAAAUUUCCUUAACCCCAUCAAUCUCUAUUACUUAGUUUUUCUGUAUUUUUUUUUGUUUUUUGUUUUAUAUAUGUGUUAUUGAUCUCCAAUUCAUUAUCUUGUUGUUAUUUCAAUCUUUGAUUGUGGGUUUGAGAGCUUCGAAAAGAGAAAAAAGAUAGUAAAUUUACAAUCAAUCUGAUAGAUUAUGAUCUGGGUCAUUGAUGAUUUGAGAGUUGGAAAGCUGUGAUCGAUUCUGUGAAUGAAGAAGGAUGGGAUUGGAAUCGGUUGGGGUUUUGAACGUUGAAUUGAAAAAAAAGCUCGAGCCCCAAUUGAACAAUUGGGUUUUCGGGUCGGUCCGAUCGGUGAUCGGGUAAUUGAAUCGGGAUUUUUAUUUUGUGUGUGCUUUCAUUGUUGUGUUGUGUGUGAAAAAAAGGGGUGUGGUAGAAUCGAUGUGGAAGGUAUUGGGUGAGGUAAAUUUGAAGGUGGGAGUUUGAUUUUAGGGCUUCUGAAUUUGGGUCAUGGAUGAGGUGAGCCCUAGCAAUGAGAGUAAGGAUUUGGGUGGCGGAAGUGGUGGUGCCGAUGACUUAUCGGCGGCGGCGAUGGCGGCUGCAGCCGGGUUGAGUUGGCGGCCGAGGCAGCUGGCGUUUAGUCCUUAUGGUACUGUGAACAAGGUCCAAGCUUUGCGUGUUGUUGUGCGGAGACCUUUGGUGGCAAGACUAACAAAGGACAUCGUUGAAACAUACCAAUUAUGCAAUCCACAGUUGGUGGCAAGACUAACAAAGGACAUCGUUGAAACAUACCAAUUAUGCAAUCCACAGGUCAAGUAUUCAGAGGAACUAAAUCUGAAGAGAUACUUAACUAGCCCAUCCAUUGGAGUCCUAAAUGAUGGCUACAAUAAUCUGAACUCAGAUCUUAUUUUGACUGCAAACUAUGUCUUAAUCAAUUCAGAACAGCGAAGAUACAUUGUAAAGGAUGUUCUUGGCCAUGGAACAUUUGGGCAGGUUGCUAAAUGCUGGUUUGCAGAAGCUAACAGUUUUGUUGCUGUGAAGAUCAUAAAAAAUCAGCCUGCUUCCUAUCAACAGGCAUGGGUUGAACUAACCAUAUUGACAAUGCUGAAUAAGUAUGAUCCUGAGGAUAAGCAUCACAUUGUUCAUAUCUAUGAUUACUUUGUAUAUCAGCGUCAUUUGUGCAUCUGCUUUGAACUGCUUGACACAAAUCUGUAUGAGCUUAUCAAAAUAAAUCAUUUUAGGGGAUUAUCAUUGAGCAUUGUCCAAAUGUACUCUAAACAGAUUUUGCGUGGACUGGCUCUGUUAAAAGAUGCUGUGAUAAUUCAUUGUGAUCUGAAGCGAGAAAACAUUCUAUUGUGCACUAGUGUGAAGCCAGCAGAGAUUAAAAAUAUUGACUUUGGAUCAGCAUGCAUGGAGGAUCGCACUGUUUACUCCUACAUUCAGAGUCGUUACUACAGAUCUCCUGAAGUUCUUCUUGGGUAUCAGUAUCCUUUUCAGUGAAGUUACUGCUAUAUGUCACAUAUUGUGGCACUUUAUAGAACCGCCCCUAUAUAUGAGAUAUAUUGCGGCGAACCAUUAGACCACCACAAUAGAUAUAGUCUUUUGCAGCAUAAAAAAAUAAUAAAAAAAUAAAUCUCUCUCUCUCUCUCUCUCUCUCACAAAAUCUCUUGUCAUUCUCAAAACUCAGCGAUCAAUCUUCCCACCACUGCCACACAUCCUCACUCUCAAAACCCAGCUUGGGUCUCUCUCUAUUAGCACUCACUACCACCGCUUGCCGAUUGAAGCCCCCCAAAACAGCCAUUGAGGCUUGGACGAAGCCAAAUGCUUGACUUUUGCCACACCAAAACCAAGCAAUCAACAAAUCCACCCCACGACCCACCACCAAACCCAACUGACCACCAUUUCCACAACCACCAACCACCACCACCAUGGAGGGAUGAGGCAGAAAAAGAGACCCAUCAAGAGAGACCCACUAAAAAGAGAGACAUUGAUUUAAGCGAAAGAGAGAGUGAAGCACUGAUCUUUGAGAGAGAGACAACGAUCUGAGCAAGAGAGAGAGACCCACCAGUUUGAGAGAGAGAUAAACUAGUAUGAGAGAGGAAUAUGAGACAUUUGCGUCUGAUUUUGAGCAAAAUUGAGAGAUAGAGAGAGCGGAUCAAUGAGCAAUGAUUGAAGAGCAAAGAUGGCAAUGCGAGGUCAUGGAGUUAGAGAGAGAUCUGAUAGUUUUGGAUGAGAGAGAGAGAGAGAGAGAGAGAGAGAGAGAGAGAGAGGAUUGAGAAUGUCUUAAAAGAGUUGGAGAACCAGUUUGAGAAGGAGGUUUUGGGCUGAAGUUUUUCUUUUGAGUGUGUGAUUGUGUGAGAAAAUGCUUAAUAA
Molecule: messenger RNA, 2528 nt
Organism: Quercus lobata
Lineage: Eukaryota; Viridiplantae; Streptophyta; Magnoliopsida; Fagales; Fagaceae
Product: dual specificity protein kinase YAK1 homolog
Exons: 9
Coding region: 666-1655 (329 amino acids)
Biological process (GO): peptidyl-serine phosphorylation; peptidyl-threonine phosphorylation
Cellular component (GO): cytoplasm
Molecular function (GO): protein serine/threonine kinase activity; protein tyrosine kinase activity; ATP binding
Source: RefSeq, a predicted model, not a curated record